Molecule: messenger RNA, 1244 nt
Organism: Ilex paraguariensis (yerba mate)
Lineage: Eukaryota; Viridiplantae; Streptophyta; Magnoliopsida; Aquifoliales; Aquifoliaceae
Source: the annotation of a GenBank genome assembly
AGAACUUAGUGUUGAGGGGGUACCUCACAGCAACAAAGUUAAAGUUUUGGUUUUUCCCUCUUGCUUCUUCUCCAUGGCCAUGUUGUAUGCUCUGGCUCAGAGACAUUUCAUGGCUACUACAUCAAUAUUACUUGUCCUUGCACUGGCUAGCCUGGAAAUAACAAUAACAGGUGCACAGUCCAUAGGGGUUUGUUUCGGAGGGGAUGCCGAUAAUUUACCAAACAAAGCAGAAACUGUGCAGCUCUAUGAAUCAAAUUACAUUCGAAGGAUGCGAAUCUACGAUCCCGAUCCAACAGCAACUCUCCAGGCCCUCAGAGGAUCAAACAUAGAGCUCAUCCUCGGUGUCACCAAUAAUGACCUUCAAAGCUUUGCGUCUAGCAAUGCCACAGCAAGCCAAUGGGUCCAGAACAAUGUCAUAAACUACAUCACCAAUGUCAAUAUCAAAUACAUUGCUGUUGGGAAUGAGGUACAACCUACCGAUUCAACACCUCCCUUCCUUCUCCCCGCGAUACAAAACGUCUACAAUGCCAUUGCCAAUGCUGGCCUACAAACCCGAAUCAAGGUCUCGACAGCAAUAGACUUGAGGCUAAUAGAGAAUUAUGACAGGCCAUCACAAGCCUCCUUCACUGACAAUGCAAGGCCAUACAUGGAACCGAUAAUUGGGUACUUGGUUAGCAUAAAUUCACCACUCCUUGUCAAUGUGUACCCCUACUUCACCUACAUUUUCAACACACCAACCAUUCAGCUCCCCUAUGCCUUAUUCACCGCCCCCGGGGUCGUCGUACAAGAUGGUGGAUUGGGAUACCAAAAUCUCUUUGAUGCAUUGUUGGAUGGAAUGUACACUGCAGUGGAGAAGUUGGGAGGAGAGAGUCUGCAGAUUGUCGUAUCGGAAUCUGGUUGGCCGUCGGAGGGAGGUACAUGGGCAACUACUGAUAAUGCAGCCACUUACUACAAGAAUUUGAUUGGUCAUGUGGAAGAAGGGACUCCUAAAAGGCCUGGAAAGGCAAUAGAGACUUAUUUGUUUGCCGUUUUUGAUGAGAAUCAAAAGGAUGGUGACGAGACAGAGAGACAUUUUGGGUUGUUCUUCGCCAAUAGGCAGCCAAAGUACAAUAUUAGUUUUACUUUGAAGUGAUAAAGAGCAUCCUAGUACUGCAGACAUUACCAGAAAUUUUACAUUCCCCACCAAUCCUCGAAUGUAAUAAAUGGUUUUUUUUUUUAUCUCUUUGCUAUUGGAAUAAAUGCUU